AUGGAAUUAAAUGGAACAACGACAACUGUUGGUUGGAACUACUCUGAUGAGCCAGAGCCGCUCGAGGACGUGAGUGGCUUCCAUGGGCCUUUCUCUGCUGUCUGCUACAGCCUGAUCUUCUGCGUCAGCCUGACUGGGAACAGCUUCCUGCUCUGGACCCUCCUGCGGCAGGAGGACCUGAGGCAGACGUCCAGCCUGCUGCUGCUGCACCUCACUGUGUCCGACCUCAUCUUCACCAUGCCGCUUCCAAUCUGGGCAGCGUAUCACAUCCACGGCUGGGUGAUGGGCGAGGUGGCAUGCAGGCUCGUGGGUGGCAUAUUUUUCCUGGGUUCAUACAGCUACAUGGCCUUCCUCACAGCCAUGACUGUGCACCGGUACAGGGCGGUCGUGCACGCCGUCACAGCGUCCUCCUUCAAGCCCAAUGUUCACCUUCUGAGUGGCGGCCUGUGGGUCUUCUGCUUGGCCUUCAGCGUACCCGAGAUGGUGUUCUCAGGGACAAAGGAUGUAGGUGACUUUGUGGACUGCAGCCAGAACUACGGAUCACACAUGCCAGAGUAUCUCAUGGAUUACAUUCAGAUUACAACUUUCUUCUUGUUACCAUUUAUUGUCAUCACAUUUUGCUACUCACGGAUGUGGUUUCGUAUUCGGAAAUGCAGGAUGAAGAAGAAGAACCAGGCAGUGAGGCUGAUCUUCAUCAUUGUAAUGGGCUUCUUUGUCUGCUGGGCACCAUACAAUGUCAUCCUCAUCCUGACCCUCCAUAACCUGAUAUCUGACCAAGGUUAUGCCUACGCCAUCUCCCACACCCUGGCCUACUCCCACUGUUGCCUCAGCCCCCUCAUCCACAUCUUGGGCUCAGGCAAAAUCAGAGGACGCCUCUCUGGUAGCUUCCGGUGGCUGUCCGUCAGAGACAGGCCCCAGACUCUCAGCACACACACCCAUGAAAUUGGUCUGUAG
This is a messenger RNA of Sardina pilchardus (European sardine), 954 nucleotides long. RefSeq names its product chemokine XC receptor 1-like. Lineage: Eukaryota; Metazoa; Chordata; Actinopteri; Clupeiformes; Clupeidae. Gene Ontology annotation, cellular component: external side of plasma membrane; membrane. Gene Ontology annotation, molecular function: C-C chemokine binding; C-C chemokine receptor activity. The transcript has a single exon. The record is from RefSeq and is a predicted model, not a curated record. Gene Ontology annotation, biological process: calcium-mediated signaling; immune response; cell chemotaxis. Bases 1 to 954 code for a protein of 317 amino acids.